AUCGUACUUUUUCCUCUAAUGAGAAGUUGCUGACGUGGAAGAUUCGUGCCUUUAUAAGAUCAAAGUUUGGCAGGAUUUGCUUGGUGUGAUUGGUAAUCCGCAACCAUGAAGUUACUCCUUUUGUUCUCGGUCAUUGCUUGCACCUUCUACCUUACGGAAGCGAAGGCUCUGGUGUGUUACUUCAGCUCCUGGGCUGUGUACAGAGCGGAACCCUACAAAUACGAUGUGGAAGACAACGACCCUUUCCUCUGCACCCAUUUGAAUUACGCCUUUGCCGGACUGGGUGCUGAUUAUGCGAUCAAGGUCCUCGACCCAUGGAACGACCUGUGCGACGAAGGGGGCAAAUGUGGCUUCAAUCGCUUCACGAAGCUGAAAGAGAAAAACCCCGAUCUCAAGACUCUGCUGAGCGUCGGAGGCUGGAACGAGGGAUCGUCCAGAUAUUCAUUGAUGGCUGCAGACCCGGCUAGCAGAAAGACCUUCGUCGAUUCCACCAUGGCGUUACUGAAGGAACAUAACUUUGAUGGAAUUGAUCUUGACUGGGAAUACCCAACGCAAAGAGGCGGCAGUCCCGACGAUUACGUUAACUUCGUCACACUCUUGAAAGAGCUGGCCGAAGCCCUACAUCCCGAGGGCAUGCUACUGACAGCGGCUGUGUCCGCUGGCAAGGACACGAUCGACCCUUCCUACGAUGUCCCAGGAAUGUCCGAACAUCUCGACCUCAUCAAUAUCAUGACCUACGAUUUGCACGGCAGCUGGGAAAAGUACACACAUCACCACUCAAUCCUCUAUCCACAUCCUAAAGACGAAGGAUACGCCCUUACCCUCAACCAGGACUUCGCUGUAAACUACUGGAUUGAAAAAGGCGCCCCAAAAGAGAAGUUGGUAUUGGGCGUUCCCUUCUAUGCCCACACUUACACACUAGACUCGGCUGCCGAAACGGGCAUCUAUGCCCCAGCGUCCUUACCUGGUCCUGCUGAAGGAGGAUACAAUCAGAUCUGUGAAUCACAACUGACGGAAGAUUGGACCAUAGUUCACGAGCCUGACAUGAAUGAACCUUAUGGGUACUACGGCCUCAACUGGUUUGCCUACGAAGAUCCUACUUCGCUUGGUAUCAAGGCCAAAUAUGCCGUAGACAAGGGCUUGGCUGGUUGCAUGGUGUGGAGCAUCGAUACCGACGACUUCCAUGGCACAUGCCACGGGGAACCCCGUCCUCUACUGAACGCCCUCAAAAAGGGCUUGCAAGCUUAACUGUCGGUUUGCUUCAGCCAGAACAUUUAGGGCCAACUAGCAAAAUAACUACAGUCGAAAGUUUUCCUUUAUGAACAAUAAUUUCUUCAGAAGAUUCGUACAUCAAUAAUCCUUAAGGAUACCCAACUACAAACAGCCAAGAAUAACAAGAGGGAUAAAGAUAGGUCUUUAGAAUUUCUGAUACCAGUAUAUCGCAGUUAUUUGAAAAAUGAAGUCUCUGGGUAAUAACCACCAGAAUAUAAAAAAACAAAUAUGGCCUCGAGAAAUAGCAGCUGAAGAGGUCCAAUAUGUACUUAUUGACUGAUCUAACUUUUUUAAGCCCAACGUGUUAAUAGAUACGGUUUAAGCCCAACGUAUCAUGUUAAUAGUUAUGGAUUGAUUACUAAUUACCAAAUUUUUAUUUAGUUGGCCUUAUACCUGUACAAGUGGAAGCCACAUAUAAUGUAGUUAUUAUCAAUCGAGAUCUCAGCAAUGCAAUACACUCAGAUGAUUCCAAACCAUCACGCUACAAGAGAAAAUGAAACUAAAUGUGCAAUACAAGAAAUAAUCCUCAUACGCUAUGGAUAUGCCUAUUGAGAUUGUGGUAGUGAAUAUCUAAACGUGCAAAAAUCUAUUUAUCAUGCUAUGUUAUAUCACAGCGAGUUGGCUCUUUGACUGAGUGGACUUUGAGGUAAAAAUGCUUGAAUAUCUUUAAAAAGCCUCAUUUGAUGUGAAAAUGCUUGCUUAUCUUUAAAAAACUUUGAUGUAAAAUGCUUAAAUAUCUUUAAGAAACUUUGAUGAAAAAUGCUUAAAUAUCUUUAAGAAACUUUGAUGUAAAAUGCAUGCAUAUCUUUGAGAAACUUUGUUUGAUGUAAAAUACUUGCUUAUCUUUAAGAAACUUUGAUUUAAAAUGCUUGCAUAUUUUUAAGAAACUUCGUUUGAUAUGAAAGUGCUCACAUAUCUUUAAGAAACUUUAUUUGGAGUGAAAAUGAUUGCAUAUCUUUAAGAAGAGUUGUUUUGAUGUGAAAAUGCUUGAAUAUCUUUAGAAACUUUGACUGAUGUUUAAAUGGUUGCAUAUCUUUUAAGAAACUUUGCUUAAGUGUGCAGAUGCUUGCAUAUCUUUGAGAAACUUUGUUUGAAGGGAAACUGCUUGCAUAUCUUUGAGAAACUUUGUUUGAUGUGAAAAUGCUUGCAUUUCUUGAAGGAACUUUCAUGUGAAAAUGCUUGCAUAUCUUAAGGAAACUUUGUUUGAUGCACAAUGCUUGCAUAUCUUUAAGAAAUAAAAGAUUUUUGACCGCUA
Molecule: messenger RNA, 2527 nt
Organism: Macrobrachium nipponense
Lineage: Eukaryota; Metazoa; Arthropoda; Malacostraca; Decapoda; Palaemonidae
Product: acidic mammalian chitinase-like
Exons: 9
Coding region: 106-1248 (380 amino acids)
Biological process (GO): carbohydrate metabolic process; chitin catabolic process
Cellular component (GO): extracellular region
Molecular function (GO): chitin binding; chitinase activity
Source: RefSeq, a predicted model, not a curated record